CUGGGGAAGGUACGAACGAACCACCCGCCACGCUACGCUCCUUCACCAUCUACCUCACCGCGACGCUUGUUCUCGCUCCGUUCUAUAUGCACCGCUGAAAAGUUCGUGAGCUGCCUUUCUUGCUCAUCCAACCACGCUCGCUACGCUACGCUAAGAACGACGACAACGGCGACGACGUGAUGCCGCCGAAACGGAAGAACGGGGAGGCUAUGGAGGGCGUGGCGAAGAAGGGCAAGACGGCUAAGGAGAGCUACACUACCCAGCAGAAGGCUGCGCUGCAGCAGUUUACCAAUUUCACGCAGAUGGAUCGCAGUGCGGCGGUUAGGGUGCUGAAGAGUCAUGGCUGGGAUGUGCAGAAUGCGGUGAAUUCAUACUACAGUGGCGGUGGCGGCUCCGGCUCGGCCAGCUCCUCUGCUACAAAGUCUACUCUCAACAAGCUGUUCGACAAAUAUCGAGAAAACGCGGCAGGCGAACCAGAUGCUGUCGGUGUUGAGGGAACAAUGCAGUACUUCGAGGAGCUUGACGUUGAUCUCGAAGGGUUGGACGCACUCGCUGCUUUCGAGGUCGUCCAGGCUCCCACAAUGGGUGACAUCAACCGAGAAGGCUUCGUGAAUGGUUGGCAAGAGCGCAGCUGCGAAACGGUCGACAAGCAGAAAGCCUACCUCAAGAACCUCAGUCGAGAGAUGGCCGGGAGCAAAGAAGUGUUCACAAGGAUCUACAAAUACAGCUUCCAGGUCGCCAAGCCCGCAAACCAGAAGGCUGUCCCCCUCGACUCGGCCGUCGCCUACUGGGAUAUCCUCUUCAGCUCGCCCAUCUCUGCUGUCAAGUGGACGAGCCCUAACAAUCCGUGGCUGGACUGGUGGAAGGAGUUCCUCACCUCGUCGUGGAAGAAGAGCGUCAACAAGGAUAUGUGGAACGAGACUCUCAAGUUUGCAAAUCUCACCCUGCAGGACGAGGCCAUGAGCUUCUGGAAUGAGGAGUCUUCGUGGCCGUCUGUCAUUGAUGAGUUUGUCGAGUGGGUUAAGGAGAAGCGGGGCGACAAGAAGGAGGAGGUUGUCGAGGAUUACUGAGCUCUUCUUACGCGGCCUGAUGUGGUUGAGGAGUAUGAGUUACGGCGGACGUUAUGGCCGAUAUCAUCGUCUCAGCAAGGCUUCUUGUAGCUUCGCGAGGCGAGAUUACUUCGGCAUGGUAUGAGUUUCAUGGGAGCAUUACAUACCCUUUGCCUGCUUUUGAGGCACAUUUGGUCGAUACAGGAGCAUCUUCUACUUGAUAGAUCAGCCCAGCAUGAGUACUUCACUGGCUUCGAAUGCCUUGUUCAUCGUUUUGUGUCUUUUGCGUGCUUGAAUUGGGCUGUGAGAGCACUUGUCUCAGCGAACAAUUACAACAGACACAAAUACCAC
Messenger RNA from Dothidotthia symphoricarpi CBS 119687, 1400 nucleotides. RefSeq names its product DUF298-domain-containing protein. The coding region runs from base 180 to 1070 and encodes 296 amino acids. Lineage: Eukaryota; Fungi; Ascomycota; Dothideomycetes; Pleosporales; Dothidotthiaceae. The transcript is spliced from 4 exons. Gene Ontology annotation, biological process: positive regulation of ubiquitin-protein transferase activity; protein neddylation. Gene Ontology annotation, molecular function: ubiquitin conjugating enzyme binding; cullin family protein binding; ubiquitin-like protein binding. The record is from RefSeq and is a predicted model, not a curated record. Gene Ontology annotation, cellular component: ubiquitin ligase complex.